Molecule: messenger RNA, 456 nt
Organism: Beta vulgaris subsp. vulgaris (sugar beet)
Lineage: Eukaryota; Viridiplantae; Streptophyta; Magnoliopsida; Caryophyllales; Amaranthaceae
Exons: 1
Coding region: 1-456 (151 amino acids)
Source: RefSeq, a predicted model, not a curated record
AUGGAAAUUAAAGAUCAACAUGAAUUGAAGGCGCCGGCGGAGAUGAAAACACCCUACAGAAAUAGGGACAAAAGUAAAUACUGUCAUUUCCACAAGGAUUGUGGUCAUGAGACGAAUGAGUGCAAGCAUCUCAAGAGAGCGUUGGAGGAUUUGGCCCGAAAGGGAAAAAUGAACUCUUAUUUACCUUCGUUAGGAAGGAAAUUCCAGAAAAAAGAUAAUCGUCAAGGAAGAAGGAAAGAUGACGAAAGUACUGAUGAAGAUGUUGUAAUGGUAAUAUCUGGGGGAUUCGCGGCUGGAGGACCAACAACUCGCGGCCAUAAAAACUAUCUGAGGGAACUCAGCCAGGUGAUGCUCACCAAUCAGUCAGAGGCUGAUCCUUUCCCCAAGAUAGUGGUCAGUGAGCAGGAUAAGGGAAAGAUAAUAACCCCUCAUGACGACCCGCUGGUGUGGAAAUGA